Molecule: messenger RNA, 846 nt
Organism: Peronospora belbahrii
Lineage: Eukaryota; Oomycota; Peronosporomycetes; Peronosporales; Peronosporaceae
Source: the annotation of a GenBank genome assembly
AUGUUGCAUCCGACCAAUGCGUUUCGAGACUUGGAUUCAAUUAAACAGAAAGUUGCUGGCAAGCGUCUCGUUGUAUUUCUAGACUAUGAUGGCACCUUGUCACCUAUUGUAGACGUACCUGACCAUGCGUUCAUGGCGGACGACAUGCGCACUACUCUCAGUGAUCUUUCAUCUAAAUUCGUCACGGCAAUUGUCACGGGUCGCUCGACGGAGAAGGUCUACAACUUUGUCCAGUUGGACAACCUUGUUUAUGCUGGCAGCCAUGGAUUUGAUAUUAAGGGUACCAAAACGCGCCCUAUCAAUUGCCAGGUGGCUGACCAGUUUCGUCCCGAUCUUGAGCAGGCGCUGCGUGACUUGACAACGCAGACGGCGCACAUCGCUGGCGCGGAGCUGGAAGACAACGGACUAGCCUUGUCGAUUCAUUAUCGCCACGUUGAUCUGGCACUGCAAAAUGCCGUUGAGCAGAUUGUGGACGACUAUGUGGCGUAUCACCCGAGUCUUAUUAAGAAAAUGGGCAAGAUGGUGUUUGAACUGCGACCUCGAGUUGAUUGGGACAAGGGUCGCGCUGUCAUGUACAUCUUGUCCGAGCUGGGACUGGAUGCAGAGGAUGUCGUGCCUUUCUACUUGGGCGAUGACGUAAGCGAUGAGGACGCUUUUAAUGCGUUGAAUGGCCGUGGGAUCGGUCAGGGCAUUUCGAUCAUCGUGCGAGACCCCGAGGCGACAAAAAUCGACCUUCCAGGAAACUUGAAGGAGCUGCCGAUGACGAAAGCGUCGUACUCUCUUCGCGACACGGCAGAAGUGCAGCAGUUUUUGACAGAGUUGGCGAGAUUGGAAUAUGCGUGCUAA